This is a messenger RNA of Argentina anserina (silverweed cinquefoil), 788 nucleotides long. RefSeq names its product 40S ribosomal protein S12-like. Gene Ontology annotation, biological process: translation. Bases 141 to 575 code for a protein of 144 amino acids. The record is from RefSeq and is a predicted model, not a curated record. Gene Ontology annotation, cellular component: cytosolic small ribosomal subunit; ribosome. Lineage: Eukaryota; Viridiplantae; Streptophyta; Magnoliopsida; Rosales; Rosaceae. Gene Ontology annotation, molecular function: structural constituent of ribosome. The transcript is spliced from 5 exons.
UGUUGUGAAGUUAUAAGAACGCGGGUACUGAGUCGUCCUUCACUUGUCAUCAGAAUACACAAAGCGCGCGCCUCCGGCUCUCAGAUCUGCGCCUCCACCAAACUCCGUCAAGGGCUUUCUCAGAUCAACAGACCCGCAAGAUGUCAGGAGAUGAAGCUGAGGUUCCCGUUGCUCCUGAGCCUGUUGUUGCUGCUCCAGCACUAGGUGAGCCCAUGGACCUCUUGACGGCUUUGCAACUUGUGCUUAGGAAGUCAUUGGCUCAUGGUGGGCUUACACGGGGUCUGCAUGAAGCUGCCAAGGUCAUUGAGAAGCAUGCUGCACAGCUGUGCGUUUUGGCUGAAGACUGUGACCAGGCUGAUUAUGUUAAGUUGGUUAAGUCACUGUGCGCAGAGCAUAAUGUAAACUUAAUGACAAUUCCUAGUGCCAAAACUCUUGGAGAAUGGUCUGGGCUUUGCAAGAUUGAUUCUGAAGGGAAGGCAAGAAAGGUUGUUGGUUGCUCUUGCGUUGUUGUCAAGGAUUUUGGUGAAGAUACAGAAGGCCUUCAUGUUGUUCAGGAGUACGUGAAGUCUCAUUAAACCUGGAAGAGGUUGGAAAUUGAGGCCCUUUUAACUAGGGGGUGGUGUUCUCUUUAGAUAGUUAUGGAGCUUCCUUAGUAUUGUGUCUGUCCCAACUUAUAACGUGUUUUCUUCAGAUUAUCAAACCAUCAUAUUUUGGAGCAUGCUAUCGUCUGUGUUUAACAUAUCCUUCAAUGGAGUGAUAAUUUUUUUGUUAUGGAUUGAUUAGUGUUA